Molecule: messenger RNA, 1103 nt
Organism: Carya illinoinensis
Lineage: Eukaryota; Viridiplantae; Streptophyta; Magnoliopsida; Fagales; Juglandaceae
Product: protein RDM1
Exons: 4
Coding region: 311-898 (195 amino acids)
Cellular component (GO): nucleus; RNA polymerase V complex
Source: RefSeq, a predicted model, not a curated record
GACUUGACUGGCCAGUUGGGGGCAAACUGCACCAGUUCUAUAUAUGGUCUAAGCUUCCAUAACAGUCACAGCCAUCUCUCCCCCAGUAUCGUCAUGUGCCUCCUACAUCGUUAAAUUGACAAAGUCUGCUAACGCAAAAACUUGAGAAAAAGUUCACCCAUCCGAGAAAAAUCAAUUUCCUGUUCAAAGAUUUGGAAGAUAGACCUGCCUCGAAGAUAUGGUAGUAGUAGAGCCUAUUGUCAACGGUAUUUUUGGCAGUAGACAUCAGUAAGAUCCCAGCUUUAUUGUCAACGGAUAAAUUCUAUCUACCAUGAAGAGGGCAAUGUCAUGGAAUGAGCAGAUUGAUGUUAUAUCGUCAGAUGAUUCUUCUUCCUCAGACUCAGAGAUAGAAGUCAAUGAUGGGUGUGAUCAAAAGCUUCCAGACAACCAGUGGUGCGAUGGCAAGCAGCCAGACAAUAAUGAGAGUGAUGGCAAGCAGCCGAUGAAUAAUGUGGCAUUAGAUCAACUUGCCAAAGAAAUAACACCUGAAGAUGCAUUAGUCAGAAGGGCAGAAAUGUAUCAGGUAUACAUGAAGCAAAUUCCAAUUCCAACGCACCGUGGUUCUGUCAUUCCAUUUAACACAUGGAUGGGAUUAGGCAAAUCCAUUAAGCAGUUAUAUGGUCAGCCCUUGCACUACCUCACCAAUAGUCUCCUACGACAGUGGGACCAACUGAGGAUUGGCAGUGAGGAUGAAAAUAAGCCUUUGGAUACCAUAAUUCACCCUUGUAAAGCUGAGGCCACCAUCUGGCUUAUGGAAGAAGUCCAUCGGCACACCUCUUCACAUCUUCAUCUAGCCAAAAUCUGGCAUUUUGACCCGAUGCACCAUACUUUUGUUGAUAACAUUUUCCCACAAUUAUGAACCACAUUUUGGAAGGCCAGGGCCUUGAGUUUUUACCUGCCAUGUGCUGGUUCUGUAAAAUGUCAUUUAGGUUCCUCAGAUUUGUUCAGGAUCUGUAUCUCAGUAGUAUGAAGAAAACAUUCUCCCUUCCUUUCCAGUGCAUGUAAUCUUUUACUCUUGGCAAAACUGUCAUUGGAAAGAAUCAAGAAUGAAUUAUAUCGCUUUU